Messenger RNA from Metopolophium dirhodum (rose-grain aphid), 611 nucleotides. It is a transcript of the gene RpI12, whose product is annotated as DNA-directed RNA polymerase I subunit RPA12. The record is from RefSeq and is a predicted model, not a curated record. Lineage: Eukaryota; Metazoa; Arthropoda; Insecta; Hemiptera; Aphididae. Gene Ontology annotation, biological process: termination of RNA polymerase I transcription; DNA-templated transcription. The transcript has 4 exons. Bases 170 to 538 code for a protein of 122 amino acids. Gene Ontology annotation, molecular function: zinc ion binding; nucleic acid binding; DNA-directed RNA polymerase activity. Gene Ontology annotation, cellular component: RNA polymerase I complex.
GCUAACUUAGUAACUUCACAGACAUAACAUUAAUGCAUUGGAUUUUGGAAUUUUCGACACCCAAUUCGGGCAAUUUCAAACACUAAUACAUUAUACACGCGUCUAAAUUUAAUUUAAGUAUCGAGCCGUACCUAUUGUGAUUUUCGAGCCGAGUGACAAAAUAAGACAAAUGGAGUCAAACGACAUUGAAUCGUAUCCAGGAUUUUGUUCUAAAUGUGGUUCAAUAUUACCUUCGUUGAGUAUGGAAGAAUUUAUCAAGUGUUAUUCGUGUAAAACUGUUUUUGGGCCAGAAAUUUAUGGAAAUGCUGUAGCUGAAUACAACAUUAUUUUGAACUCUGUAGAAGAUAUCGAUAAUGUUGUAAAAACUGAAUAUAACAAAAAUGAUGCAGAUGAUGGCCCAAUUGCCGAGAGAAGAUGUGGUCUAUGUGGUCACAACCAGAUGUCCUAUGCUGCUGUGCAAUUAAGAUCAGCUGAUGAAGGACAAACCGUGUUUUACACUUGUCUCAAAUGCAAGUUCACGGAAUCGGAAAACUCUUAAAACAAUCUCAAAAGCGGAGAAUACAUUUUUGUACAUAACAAUCAAGUUGAAUAAAGUUAUUCUUAUUUUUAAA